CAAAACCCUAUCAUUUCUCACACUCUCUCAAAAUGCAGUCUCGGCAAUAGAUGCUUAGUCACAGAGCUACUCAUCAAUGGUUUCCAUGGCGAUCCUGGCUCGAUCCCGACCGUUCAUAAAAAACCUAAGUUACGAUUCCAUCAAAUCCAUCACAACCUUCACAUUUCUCCGGCAAGAGCCCCAGCUCGCAGAGUCACCACCACCACCACCACCACCACAAUCAGAAGCAGCAGCAGCAGCAGCAGCACCACCACCACCACAAUCAGCACCACCACCACAAUCAGAAGCAGCAGCAGCACCACCACCACAAUCAGAAGCAGCAGCAGCAGCACCACCACCACAAUCAGAAGCAGCAGCAGCACCACCACCACCACAAUCAGAAGCACCACUGCCACCCAACCCAGCCUCAGGCAGUCCACUCUACAGCAAGGACUGGCGAAACCCGGUCCCGAACACCGCAGCCUCUCUAUCUCAGGAAGUCAUCCCCAUAGGGUUCAUCAACCAAUUGCCCAUCGAACAUGUCCAACUCCUCUCGAAAAACCUAGACGUCCCGACCAUCUCGAAUGUCUUCGCCGAUUGGAUGACUUCGCAGCGAUGGAAGGACAUGAAGAAGCUCUUCGAGUUCUGGGUCAAGUGGCUCGACACUAAAGGGAAGCCCAAUCAGCCUGACGUGAACUUGUACAAUCAAUACCUGAGGGCUAAUCUGAUGAUCAAAGCGUCGGCCGCCAAAAUGUUGGAUCUGGUGGCGGAAAUGGAGAACUACGGCAUUAUGCCCAACACUGCGUCGUUUAAUUUGGUCCUCAAGGCGAUGUAUGAGUCCAGAGAGAGCGUUGCCGCCGAAAAAUUGCUUCAACGGAUGUUGCAGACAGGAAGAGAAUCACAGCCUGAUGAUGAGUCAUAUGACUUGGUUAUAGGAUUGCUGUUUUUAACACACCAGAUUGAUACUGCCCUAAAAUAUACAGACUUGAAUUUAAAAUCUGGGCAGAUGCUAUCGGUGAAUGUGUUUAACAAAUGUGCGCAGAGCUGUGUCAGAAUGGGGAGGCUGGAUACUUUGGUUUCAAUUAUAGAGAGAUGCAAGGAAAUGGAACAGAACAAAGCCCUUAGUCCCCCUUGGAACUUAUGCAUCAAUAUUGCAGAUGUUGCAGUGCAGGAGGAUAAUGGUGAAUUAGCUUUUUAUGCACUGGAAUUCCUGGCUAAAUGGAUUAAUCGGGGUGAGAAGGCGAGGCCCCUUGUAAUGCUCUCUGUGGAUGAGGGGCUGGUUGUGUCUCUGCUCGGAACUGCCUCUAGGACAUACAAUUCCAAACUCUUGGAAGGAUCAUGGGAAAUACUAAAGCGCUCAUUGCGUCAAAAGAAGCCUAAUGCAGAAUCUUACCUCGCAAAGAUAUCUGCUUAUGCUUCGCUGGGGAAUCUGAAAAUGGCUUUUAGUACACUGCACGAAUUUGAGACCACCUAUGCGAAUUCUACUAAAGAAGCUGAAGAGGAUCUAUUCUCUCCAUUUUCCUCGUUGUAUCCACUUGUUGUGGCGUGCACCAAGAAUGGCUUUGUGACUUUGGAUUCAGUCUACUAUCAACUGGAAAACUUGAGGCAAGCUGAUCGUCCUUACACGUCUGUUGCUGCACUGAAUUGUGUAAUUCUAGGUUGUGCCAAUAUAUGGGAUGUUGAUCGGGCCUACCAAACUUUUAAUGCAAUUGGUUCCAGUUUCGAUCUGAUGCCUGAUAUCCAUUCAUACAAUUCUCUGAUGCAUGCAUUUGGGAAGCUCAAUAAGACAAUUGAAGCUUCAAGUGUAUUUGAGCAUUUAAUUAGUAAGGGUGUGACACCGAAUGCAAUGACGUAUUCUCUGCUUGUUGAUGCUCAUCUCAUCAAACGAGAUCCAAAGGCCGCUCUCUCUGUGAUAGACGAGAUGGUAAAUGUUGGAUAUGUACCAUCAAAGGAAACACUAAAAAAGGUCAGAAGGCGAUGUAUUCGAGAGAUGGACCGUGAGAGUAACGACAAGGUGGAGUUCUUGGCCAAAAAGUUCAACAUCAUAUUGGGCUCAGAGAAACGUCGAAACAUGCUGUUUAAUCUCGAGUACAGUACUGAUUAUGCAUGAUAGGAUGGAACUGAUUUAGGCAAGUGCUCAUGCAGAAUGAGAGGACGCUUUCGUGCGAUUUGAGGAGGAAAGCCGGAAGAAUUUUUUUGGCGUUAACAAUUGCGAAAAUGUGUUACCAACCGAUUAUAUCAGGAAUCAACAAUGAGCUGUACAGCAGGAUAGUCCACCAACAUAUCCAUAAACCCAUGGAACUCUGAUAAAGUGAAUCCGGGUCUUCAGCAAAGCCUCCUGUGGAUUUCUCCAACACCAGAUGAACUUUAUGUUGCUGUAGUUCGGAGUUUUAUUGACCACCGGCUUUCUGGUCUUGUGUUAGUUCCUUGGGGACUUUAAUGGGAUUGUUUGUUUUUCAGUCAUUUGGGCAGAUUGUUGAAUAGAGUUGUAGACACUUUGGGACAUAAUAAAAUUGGUGAUUCAAUUAGUGGACA
Molecule: messenger RNA, 2514 nt
Organism: Cornus florida
Lineage: Eukaryota; Viridiplantae; Streptophyta; Magnoliopsida; Cornales; Cornaceae
Product: pentatricopeptide repeat-containing protein At1g26460, mitochondrial
Exons: 7
Coding region: 77-2089 (670 amino acids)
Molecular function (GO): protein binding
Source: RefSeq, a predicted model, not a curated record